This is a messenger RNA of Trichoplusia ni (cabbage looper), 1766 nucleotides long. Its product is annotated as transcription factor E2F7-like. The record is from RefSeq and is a predicted model, not a curated record. Gene Ontology annotation, cellular component: RNA polymerase II transcription regulator complex. Lineage: Eukaryota; Metazoa; Arthropoda; Insecta; Lepidoptera; Noctuidae. The coding region runs from base 254 to 1261 and encodes 335 amino acids. Gene Ontology annotation, biological process: regulation of transcription by RNA polymerase II. Gene Ontology annotation, molecular function: RNA polymerase II cis-regulatory region sequence-specific DNA binding; DNA-binding transcription factor activity, RNA polymerase II-specific. The transcript has 3 exons.
GAAGUUCGAGCCUCGCGCGCAAUUUAUUUCUGUCAAAAUUGUUUACUGCGAGGUUACUUUUAAUAAUUUUCUUAAAUUAUUUACUUUAGUUUCCUACAAGUCCUACACUUUACUUCAUUAAUGUUAAGUUUGAAUAGUUAUGUAUCUUUGUUAGUAAACUUACACGUAUAAUAAGCCAACUGGAUUUGUGUUUGACUGUCAAAAAGUACGCGAAUAUUUUGUAAAAUUGGAUUUUACAUAAUGUUAUCGCACGAUGUAUGAAGAUGAAAACAUUACUUGUACUCCAAAGCGUUGCGUGCUUACUGAAGUUACAAACUCAGCCAACUAUGUAUCUCCAACCGCUAACCUCAAGUUACUGACCAAUGUUGCAUUGCAAUAUCCCACACCCCCGCCUAGUGCAGUGCACAGAAAAGAAAAGUCUCUCCAGAUAUUAUGUGACAGAUUCCUCAACCUGUACCCACUACAUGGUGAUGGUCCAGUGGAAAUACAACUGGAUAGCACUGCAGCCCGGCUAGGCGUCGAAAAGCGUAGAAUGUAUGACAUAAUAAACAUACUGGAAGCAAUGCAAUGUGCUGUCCAUAAAAGGAAGAACACUUAUCUUUGGCAUGGAGGAGCUCGCUUGAAUUCAUUUUUAAAGAUGUUGAAGAAACAGGGUGAACACCUUAGGUUGUCAGAGGCGCUGCGUGGAAAAGCCCCGAAGCCCCCCACACCUAAACAUAAAACUUUGGGAGUCUUAGCACAGAGAUUCUUAAUGUUAUUUUUAGUGGAACCUCCUAAUACUCUAAUAAACUUGGAGAUGGCUGUGAGGGUGUUGAUUGACACAUCCAGUAAAAAUAAGACGGUGCUCUCUCCAGAGCAGCAGGACCGCCAACACAAGUCCAAAGUCAGGAGACUCUAUGACAUUGCCAAUGUAUUUAUUUCUAUUGGUCUCAUUGAAAAAGUGUCAGGUAAUUUAAUAUUAAAAAAGCCAGUUUUUAAGUAUGUGGGCCCAUUUAAGAUUAAGAAGUGUGAGAAAAGUUUGAUGAGCACAGAUUCUCCAAUCACACCACUAUCAGUUUUGGACAGCCAACAGAAGGCCUCCGCUUACCAUGUGUUUGCUGGCCGGUCAAAGCGGAAACUGGAGUUCACUAGCCCAACUUCCACCAAAGAACUGAAGCUUGGUGUCACAACCCCACCCCACACACCGUCACACAAAUGGGAUGAGAUCCUGCUUGUGGCUGACAUGGAACUGACUAGAAUUAACAAAGGAGUAGUCUUGUGAUUAAUUAUAAAUUCAAUUGUAAUGUAUUAAUUCAGAUUUUAUAUAGUCCUUUUUCUAUUUUUGUCUUCCAGGAAUUAAAUUUAAAUGUCAUAGUGACUACUAUUUUAUAGACAAAAUUAUAAUGUACUUUGUUCCUAUAUUUAAAUUUUAUUCAGUUGUUGCUUAGAGCAGAUUAAUUUUAUUUGUCGCAAUAAUAUUUAAUUGCCUCUUUUUAUACUUAAAACACCUAGAGGGAGUGUGGAAUAUAUAGCUAGCAAAAAGUAUAUACAUGUGUGAGAGAUUAGACUGGACUCCUUUUUAUUAUUAUUUUUAUUUAUGUGAUUUUACAAUCCUGGUGUCCAGGAUCACUACAAAAUCAAUUUAUGACAAAUUAUGUUAUAAUGACAUAACUAAAGUAUAUUUUUCCUGACUGUUAGCUGUGGACAUGGAUUUAUAUAGAGUAUGCUUUUAUUUUCUAUUGUUUUUAAUCUUUAAUCAUAAUAAAUGAAAUGGCCUUUCUUAAUUA